UUGUGAGACAUGAUGAUACCUUCCAUUUCCAUUUGAAAUCGACUUGAUUUCAAAUAGAAAAUUGCCACUAUUCCCAUCUCCGGAACUCCAGUUACCUCAUUUGGCAAAUUAUCAAGUUUGCCCUAAAGAUAUUCUCGCUUAUAUUUCCACAAACGCGCUAGCGCACCUUUGCUGAGCAAUCAAUCCAACUUUCAAAGUUCCCUUUUGAAUCCCCCGAUCCCCUUGAACAAACCCAUCGACACCAACACCAAAAGACCCUCUAGAAAUCAUUCAAGAUGGCCCGUCGCCCAGCGAGAUGUUACAGAUACUGUAAGAACAAGCCUUACCCAAAGUCCCGUUUCAACCGUGGUGUUCCCGACCCAAAGAUUCGUAUCUUCGAUCUCGGUCGUAAGAAGGCAAAUGUCGACGAGUUCCCUCUCUGCAUUCACUUGGUCUCCAACGAGUAUGAACAAUUGAGUUCCGAGGCUUUGGAAGCCGCCCGUAUUUGCGCCAACAAGUACAUGGUUAAGUCCGCAGGAAAGGAAUCUUUCCAUCUCCGUGUCCGUGCUCACCCAUACCACGUCGUCCGUAUCAACAAGAUGUUGUCUUGUGCUGGUGCCGAUAGAUUGCAAACUGGUAUGCGUGGUGCUUGGGGUAAGCCAAACGGAACUGUCGCCCGUGUCAACAUUGGUCAAAUCAUCUUGUCCAUCAGAACUCGUGACUCUUUCCGCCCCAACGCUCUCGAGGCCCUCCGCAGAUCCCAAUACAAGUUCCCAGGUCGCCAAAAGAUCAUUGUUUCCAAGAACUGGGGUUUCACUCCUCUCCGUCGUGAGGAAUAUAUGGAGAAGAAGCAAAGUGGAAAGGUUUUGGUCGAUGGUGCAUAUGUUCAAUUCUUGUCCAACCACGGCAAGUUGGCCGAUAACAUCAGACGUUUCCCAGCUGCUUUCGAGACUGAGGCAUAAAUCGAGUUGUUGAUAUCAAAGGGAAUUUCGGGGUAUGAUCAGAAAGGCGUACAUUUGCAAUGGCUGGAUUAGCAUGGUGUCACAUAAAGUGGCAGACACAAAUCCUAAUCAUUGUACCUAAGGAAUUGAUUCUACGACUUUCAAAAACUCAUCAUGUUAUUUUCCAUGUCUGACUAGUUGGUGAU
Messenger RNA from Botrytis deweyae, 1126 nucleotides. RefSeq lists its product as uncharacterized. Bases 276 to 941 code for a protein of 221 amino acids. Gene Ontology annotation, biological process: ribosomal large subunit assembly; translation. Gene Ontology annotation, cellular component: ribosome; cytosolic large ribosomal subunit. The transcript is spliced from 4 exons. Gene Ontology annotation, molecular function: structural constituent of ribosome. The record is from RefSeq and is a predicted model, not a curated record. Lineage: Eukaryota; Fungi; Ascomycota; Leotiomycetes; Helotiales; Sclerotiniaceae.